UUGUCUGGAAGAAAAAAGGACUGAGUUAGUUUAUCUUUAAUUCAACUAUUAUCGUGUUUCCUGUUUUAUUAUUAUGAUAUAAAGAGAAUUGAUUUCCCAGGUACGUUUAUUAUAAAAAUAGUUUAAAUGAAAAAACAUUAUUUAUGGGAAUUCAAGGUGAUAGUUAUUACAUAAAAACAACUCAAACGUAUCAAUGUAACAGAGUUAAGAAUCAUAAAAAUUUAAUAUACUCGCAAAAUGUAAAACUACUAAGUGAAGGGACAAAUUUAUUACUUAUGAGAUAUCUUUCGAUUAUUAAUUACAAUGGAAUUUUAACAUUUGGAAACAUAACGAUUAAUGGAAAUAUCGCUACAUGCCAAUAUGUGAGAAAUUAUAUACAUUAUUAUAUAAAUAUAAUAGUUUUAGUUUUACAUUGUAAGUGCACUCCUGCAGAAUACAUGAAAUUAUAUAAGAAUCAUGUGAAAGCGUACACAAUUGAACGUAUAAUAGAAAAUGAAAAUGGAAGUGUAGAAAAUAUGAAAACAUAUUUAUCUCCAAAAGGAAAAAUAUUAGAACACAAUUGGUCAUCAACGUCUUACGUGCUAAAAAGCGAAUCUUUAGAAAGUGUAAAGCAAAUGAAUAAAAAACUUAGAAUAGCGAUACGAAACGAUUAUUGGAUGGAGGAUAUGGAAAUGUUUUCUAAAUAUUUAGACGAAAAAUUGGACGUUAUUUUACAGCGUAAUGAAGUAACAAAAUUCAUUGAGUAUUUAACUGAUCACGUUGAAGUAAAACAUUUAAUAGCCGACUAUACACAAACUUUGUUAAUAGGUAAGCUAACUUAUGUAUUAAUAAUUUAAUUUAUCCAUGGUAAUAUCAAGAAUAAUUCAGUCUAUACAAGAAUAUAUAUAUAUAAAAUACAAUAAAAUCUUUA
This is a messenger RNA of Polistes dominula (European paper wasp), 910 nucleotides long. RefSeq names its product ciliogenesis-associated TTC17-interacting protein. NCBI's taxonomy places the organism in Eukaryota, Metazoa, Arthropoda, Insecta, Hymenoptera, Vespidae. The record is from RefSeq and is a predicted model, not a curated record.